Molecule: messenger RNA, 3615 nt
Organism: Sabethes cyaneus
Lineage: Eukaryota; Metazoa; Arthropoda; Insecta; Diptera; Culicidae
Exons: 7
Coding region: 1-3615 (1204 amino acids)
Molecular function (GO): protein binding
Source: RefSeq, a predicted model, not a curated record
AUGCGUUUGUUCAAAGCCAAAAAACUCCCAGAUCCCCCGUAUGCAUCCCCAGAGACAGUCCCAGGAGCGAGUCACGCCGGUACAAACAAUCCAUCGCCUGUGGCAGCCGAUCCGACCCGUAAUGGCAUUAUCAUUUCGAGUUGCACCCUGCCAAAUCCGAUUCACAGCACUACAGAAGCAUCAUCAUUAACAUCGGCACUGUCCAUCAUAAGAGCCACUACACCGGCGUCCAAUGACGAUGACCUGCAACAGCAGCAACAGCAACUACAACGGCGCCAUCCAUCAUCAGCGUCAGCCUCGACAGUGAUAACCUCAUCGAUUUCAUCGGCGACCUCCGGUACCGUAGCUGCUGGUUCGGUGCUGAAGCCUGCACAUUCGGCAGGAUCCGACGUGUCCGAGCCGCAAUUUGCGAAUGAUAAAAUUAGCACAAUUAAUAACAAAACCGAGAAUAUUAGAUUAUUAUCCGAGAGGCCACGCAAUCAAGGUUCCGCUGGCGUCCCGGUGGGCGGUACGGGUGGCACACUAAGGCUGUCACCGGAGCAGCCGCAACAGAUGCAUCAACAGCGUCAGCCUGGCCAGCAUCCGUUGGAAUUGCGGUUUCAGCAGCAUCAGACGCAUCAGCAGCAGCAGCAGCAUCAGCAGCUACAUUCACAAUCCAAUAAAAUAAGCGCAAUCGGAACACUGAUUGGCAGAAACGGAAUUGGUCCACUACCAGGCUACAAAGUGGUUACCGCCGUUCCAGCCAUGGUACUGGACGAAGAACCGCCCACGAUUGCAACGGCGGCGUUGACUGCCACGGUGAAGGAAAGCAAAAAUGUGUUUACAUGGGGACGAAAAAUGGGCAAGAAGUUCGAUCUACUGCGACGCGGUAGUGACGCCCAUAAACUUUCGGCAGCAGCGCCUUCUCCGACACAUACGCCAAGCUGUGUGUCCAUUUUUAACACCGACACGAUCAAAAAGGGUAAAACGAUACCGCUGAAAGCCUACCAACCGAACAAUGAUCCUUUGGUGAAGCUAAAUAACGAGCGUUCGUCCGGAACGUUCAAAAACUUUUUCUAUCGAAUGGGAUCCACCGGAAUGCUGAAUCAUCGAUCGAGUCAAGUUCAGAAACAGCUACAGCAACAAACGCAGAAGCAAGAACCGCCACAGCAGCAAUCGAAUCAACAAACUCCAUCACCUCAACGUACUGGUUAUCCGGCAAAAAAUAAAGUAGACAACCACUCUGUGCUCUACCGAAGCAGCUCCACGAGCCAGCUGAACUCUUCUUCCUACAUCAAGUGUGACGAUCCAACCGAAGGUAUAAAUCUGGUCAACAGCAAUCACAAGAAUGCAGCUAGCAGUACAAAUCUCAACCUAUCACCCAUCAACCACGCAAAUUCGAAACAAUCACCGUCAGCCAAAUCAUCCAGCUGCGACGACAUCGCAAGAGUAGCCGCUACACAGGAUCAGUUAUCUAAGAAAAAUCACUUUCCGUACGCCUUUCUCCGAUCCAAGUUGUCCGUCUUGCCCGAGGAAAAUGGUGGCUCCGUAAUAAACUACAAUCGAAUACGAGAAAAUUUACUACGAUCCGGAAACCGCGGUUCGGUCAUCAGUCUACGGUCCGAGUUGGACAACAUCUCUAUAACAGAUUCGCAGUUGAACAUUUCCGAUCAUGGAGAAACGUUUCUUUCGGGACAUGAUUCCAAGUCAUUGAUAGUUUGCGAUCUGGAUGCUGUGUCUAGCAACACCACGAUGAAAACAUUAAACGACGAGCAAAGCUACGUCGGUAACUACCAAAGAUUGAGCAGUUGUCUCAGCAGCAAUGAGUCCGGUUACGAUAGUGAUGGCCGGCAUGCCGAGGAUAAGAUAGACGAAAACGGAUCCAACUCGGCAGCGAACAGCCUGACACUGCAGCAUGGCUCGGCAAGCGUGGAUUCAUAUGCCGAUGCCAUUCGCAACAAAGAUCAAUCGUACAUGUUUGGAAGUCGACGGCGGCUGUCCUCCACGAGCUCGAUCACCUCCGUACAGAAUAUGGAUUGCAGUGCGAUACGACGACGAUUUCGGCAAAUAAAGCUGGAAAAACAGCGACCUGACGAAGUGAUUGGUAUCGAACUAACACCGCAGACUGUUGGCAUGGACGAAGGAGACUGCGAAACGAGAUACCUGGUGACGGAGAUCGACCCGGAAGGAAUUGCCUACAGAGACGGGCGCCUGCGGAUUGGCGAUGAGAUUGUCAACGUAAACGGGCACCAUUUACGUGGUCUGCAAUCUCCCAGUACGGUACAACGCAUACUAUCGACAUUCGUUAACAAUAUUGUAGACCUUGUCAUUGCGCAUGACGAGCUAACUACGUUCAACACCGACCUGCACCGGAAAAUCAAGAUUGACGCCAGCGCAAGCAAGCAUAUCAGCGAGCUGGAGGUCAAUAGUAGUAAUACCGGAGCGGACGGAUCCAUCACAACCAAUGGCAAUAACCCGAAGCAGCAGCCUAGCCUAGUGCCGGGAUGCAUGACACUGAUCAAUUGUUCAACGCCAAACGCGAGCGGACGCAUCAAGCAGCAGCCGUCAUCGAAAGCAACUUUCCCAUUGACGCCAAUCAGUGCACCGACGGAUUACGUUCCGGUGUAUGCAAAUCGGAUCUCGAUUUCCAAUACCAUCUGUGACGAUGAGAAGUGGCAAAUGUUGAGUAGACAGCGUAGUGAAGCGCUGGCUCGAAAUGGCUACUCACAAAUCCUUGGCGCGAAACGAGUGAUCAAAGAUAGUGAUGAAGAUAUCACGAUCGUUACGCGUGGGGCUCCAGAUGGUGGUCAGCCAAGUGAAGCAGGACUUCACACGCUUUAUCGUCCAGUUUCCCAAGGUAACCUCAGUCGUCAUUCGUCCAUUGCCCAUUUGGCUGAAAAUAACGACAAUGAUCAAGAUAACGUUCAUGCUGGUCCGGCCCGUCCAGUCACGAUGAUUGAGGUAAUUUCUGACACCAUCCGGCGGAAUGUGCCCUUCGGUAGCAUUAGUAAAAGUAAUCGACAGGCGAACCUUGACUACCGGUCGAUCAAAAUUAAGAAGGCGGAGGACAUUCCAAAGACUGUGCAGAGGAUCCGACUGAAAUCUUGCAAUGACACAAGCAUGGUAAUUAGUUCGGAUACGGGACACGACGCCACCGAUUGCUCGAGUGCACACACAAACGACGAAGGCACGCUUCAGCGGUCUAGAACGGAGCAUAACAUUAAUGGUCGAGACGAGUUGGAUGGAACGAAGUCCGAAUCCGGUGUGAGGAUUCUGAUUAACGACGAAGGGUCGUCUUAUAUUGAGGGAAUUCACAAAUGCUCUUACCUGACGGUUACUUACUAUAAAGGUUCUGGUAUGAAGUCACUUGGUUUCAGCAUCGUCGGCGGAAGGGAUUCUCCCAAAGGAAAUAUGGGUAUUUACGUGAAAACGGUGUUUCCUAGCGGACAGGCUGCACUUGAUGGUAACCUCAUAGCUGGUGAUGAAAUAGUUUCCAUCAACGAUGUGCCGGUGCUUGGAAUGAGUCACUCGGAGACCAUAGGAUUAUUUAAAAACAUCAAGGAGGGACCGGUUAUGUUGAAGCUGGCCAGACGAAAGUACCAACGCGCCAAGUCAGUGGAUAUCCUCCCGAACUAA